Molecule: messenger RNA, 2220 nt
Organism: Bemisia tabaci
Lineage: Eukaryota; Metazoa; Arthropoda; Insecta; Hemiptera; Aleyrodidae
Source: RefSeq, a predicted model, not a curated record
GGAACCUUCCUUACCGUAAAAAGCUGGAAACGUCCAAAAAGCCAAUCGAUGAAUCCAUCUUCAUACCCAUAAGCGACUCGGAGCCAGAUUCCCCCGAACUGUUGCCCUCGUCCCAGAAUCCGAUUGUUCCGGGAGCGAGAGGGUUAUCUCAGCAACAAUCUCCAGCCAGUGUCGGGAAGGAGUCAUCGAUUCCCGCAGCCAAAUGGGAAAAGAAAAUCAUACCUGGGCUGCUGUCACAAACAUCCUCAGCGGAAUCCCAGAACCCACUGCAAUCUGUGGGUGAAAUGUUGGCUGAAGGUGAAUCUUCUGCCUACGUCUCGGCCGGCGGUACCGUAUCCUCAACAGUCAGCGGCGAAGAGCACCCGCCACCAGAGUCGAGCCCCAGUGGAAGCCCUCUAAAGAAAAAGAAAAAAGUGUGUAGAAGGAGGGACCCGGUAUACCAACCUCGACUCGUACUAAGAGAUUCCCCCGGCAUUGUUGGGUUGCGUACUCGUUCCAAGAAACAGUCGAUCCAAGACGAAGAGAAGGCAGUUAUAUCAGAAAUAAUGUCAAGAUUCCGGCAUGUCGAGAAACAGAAGGACUUGGAAGAACAACAAAAGCAGCAAUUACACGCUUCUGCACCUCCAAAAAGCCCGCAGAAAAGCCCGCCAAAAAGCCCGCCAAAAAAGGAGUAAGAUUCUCGGAUGAAAACCUGAAGCUCCAUUUAAAUUUGAUCGUUUUAUUUUCCUUAACUUUACUCGAACUUGCGUACCUCCAACGUAAAGCUUAAAAAUGAUGGUUUAUUUAUUAUACUUCACUUUUCCCGAACUUGCGUAGCUCCAACGUAAAGUUUAAAUAUGAUCGUUUUAUUCUACCUAACUUUUCCCGAAUUUGCGUACCUCCAACGUAAAGUUUAACGGAUCUUCUACUUUUUACAAUGUUUACAAAAUAUUUACACUACGUUAAAUCUCAUUUGUAAUUUGUAAUGGUUGGGGCCUCAUUCCGCCGUUCACUUGACAUAGUUUCAUGGAAAACAUACCGAUUCCUUAGGAUGUAACGGUGUAUUAUGUUCUUUUCCUUUUCCAAUGGGCAUUUACUUUCAACAUCAGCCGCUUCAGCUGUACCCACAUUCGGAAGAAAACCUGAAGGCCCAUUUAAAUAUGAUCGUUUUAAUUUACUUAACUGUUUCCGAUUUUUGCGUACCUCCAACGUAAAGUUUAAAUAUGACAGUUUUAUUUUACUUAACUUUUCCCGAAUACGCGUAGCUCCAACGUAAAGUUUCAAUAUGCUCCUUUUAUUUUAUUUAAAAUUUCCCGAAUUCGCGUAGCUGCAACGUGAAGUUUAAUUAUGAUCGUUUUAUUUUACUGAACUUCUCCCGAAUUUGCGUACCUCCAACGUAAAGUUUAACGGAUUUUCUACUGGUUACAGUGAUUACAAAAUAUUUGCACUACGUUAAAUCGCAUUUGUACCCUAUAAUGGUUUCCGCAUUAUUCCACCGUUCACCUUAACCUUACGAUGUAACUGUGUAUUAUGUUCUUUCACUUUUUCAAUGGGUAGUUACUUUAAAUGCGACGACGCCUACAUCGGCCGCUUCAGCUGAGCCCACAUUCGGAAGAAAACCUGAAGGCCAAUUUAAAUAUAUGUAUUUAAUUUACCAAACUGUUUCAGAUUUUUGCGUACCUCCGACGUAAAGUUUAAAUGUUAUCCUUCUAUUUUACUUAACUUUUCCAGAAUUUGCGUAGCUCCAACGUACAGUUUCCAUAUGAUGUUUUUAUUUCAUUUAAAUUUUGCCGCAUUUGCGUAGUUCCAACGUGAAGUUAAAAUAUGUUCGUUUUAUUUUACUUAAUUUUAUCCGAAUUUGCGUAGAUUCAACGUAUAGUGUAACAGAUUUUCUACUUUUUACAGUGUUUACAAAAUAUUUACACUACAUUAAAUCUCAUUUGUAUUCUAUAAUGGUCGUCGCCUUAUUCCACCCUUCAUCUACAUAGUUUCAUGUAAAACAUUUCGAUUCCUUACGAUGUAACCGUGUAUUAUGUCGUUUUCUUUUUCCAAUGGGCAUUUACUUUAUAUGCGUGGACGCCAACAUUAGCCGCUUCAGCUGAACCCUCAUUACUCCUGAACGGAAAAUAAUGACAUUACAACAUAAAGUUACCUUACCCAACACAACAAAAUCCUAUCCGGCGAAACAAUCAUUCUUUCCGGUAUAAUAUAUACAGCUACGUUUCUUAAAUCGGCUCUAGA